Lycium ferocissimum is the source of this 1194-nucleotide messenger RNA. RefSeq names its product ras-related protein Rab7-like. The record is from RefSeq and is a predicted model, not a curated record. Gene Ontology annotation, cellular component: vacuolar membrane. The coding region runs from base 266 to 925 and encodes 219 amino acids. The transcript has 8 exons. Gene Ontology annotation, molecular function: GTP binding; GTPase activity. NCBI's taxonomy places the organism in Eukaryota, Viridiplantae, Streptophyta, Magnoliopsida, Solanales, Solanaceae.
CUUCUUCAUAUACAGAAACACAAAGAGAUUAGAUACAAAAGAGUAGACUAAACAAAAGAAAAAAGAAAAGAGAAUUGCAGAAACACAAAUGGCCAGACUUAUUUGAAAUGUUACAUUUGCCUUUUUCAUCAUGUCCUCCACUUAAUUCUCCCAAUAUCUUUGGUACCCUCCAGAAGGAAAAUAGCUUUAUAACAAAGUUUCUUGAAACAAAAAUAAAGAGAUUAUUAAAAACUAUUACAAAGAAACAGGUAGUUUCUUGAACAAUAUGUCCAUGCCACUAAAAAACUUGAUCAAAGUCAUUGUUCUUGGUGAUUGUGGGGUGGGAAAGACAUCUUUGCUGAAUCAAUAUGUUCUCAAGAAUUUUAGGGAACAAUACAGGGCAACAAUUGGAGCUGAUUUUUCUACUAAAGAACUACAGAUUGAUGAAAGAAAAGUCACCUUGCAAAUAUGGGACACAGCAGGGCAAGAAAGGUUUCAUAGCCUAGGUGUUGCAUUUUACAGAGGAACAGAUUGUUGCAUUCUUGUAUAUGAUGUGAAUGUGCCUAAGUCAUUUGAGACUCUUCAACAUUGGCAUGAAGAAUUCAUCAAACAGGCAGACCUAACAGAGCCUGAAAAAUUCCCAUUUGUCUUGAUUGGUAACAAAGUAGACUUGGAUUAUGGCAACACUGAGACAGUUCCAGAGAAGAAAGCCAAGGAAUGGUGUGCUUCUAGGGGAAAUAUACAAUACUUUGUGACCUCAGCAAAAGAGAAUUACAAUGUGGAUAAUGCAUUCUUGUGUGCUGCACAACUUGCCCUUGCCAAUGGAGAUGAUCAGAACAUUUGGCAGCUAUCAGCAGAUGAAGAAGUGCCUUCUCAUUGUCAGCUCCAAAGAGUACAAGAAUCUGUAUCAGGAAUUGAGCAGCAAAGAGGAGGGUGUGCAUGUUAAUUAAUGUCACAAAGUCACAAUGACAUCCUAAUUAAUUUGUUAAAUCUUCUAUUCUUUAUUGUUUUUAGAUAUUUGGUACGUCCAUAAUUUUCUGAAGCUUUACUAUUGUUUACUUCCAAAGAAAUUCACUCUCUUUGAUGGAUAAGAAAAAAUAAAUUUUUCUAGCUAAAUUUGGCAUAUUCCUAAUAAUGAAUAAUGUCAAAAUGCGCAUUUUGUCAUUGUAUUUUCAACUAAUUUGAUUUAUUCCCAAUGUUAUUGUAUCCGGUAAA